AUGGCAUCAGGAGCAAUAAAACGUAUUAUCCCUUUAUUUGACCGUGUACUUGUUGAACGUUUCGCUGCUGAAACAUUAACUAAAGGUGGUUUACAUCUCCCAGAAAAAGCAUUUGGAAAAGUACUUAAUGCAACCGUAGUUGCUGUUGGUAAAGGUCUUAGACAAAAAGAUGGUACUCAAGCUCCAUUAAGUGUUCAAGCCGGUGACAAAGUUUUAUUACCAGAAUAUGGUGGCACUAAAGUCACAAUAGAAAAGAAAGAAUAUUUCAUCUUUAAAGAAGCUGAUAUUCUUGGUAAAUGGGAAUAA
Adineta steineri is the source of this 306-nucleotide messenger RNA. The record is from the annotation of a GenBank genome assembly. Lineage: Eukaryota; Metazoa; Rotifera; Eurotatoria; Adinetida; Adinetidae.